Danaus plexippus (monarch butterfly) is the source of this 2826-nucleotide messenger RNA. RefSeq names its product D-aspartate oxidase (gene Daao1). The coding region runs from base 400 to 1413 and encodes 337 amino acids. Gene Ontology annotation, molecular function: D-amino-acid oxidase activity; FAD binding. The record is from RefSeq and is a predicted model, not a curated record. NCBI's taxonomy places the organism in Eukaryota, Metazoa, Arthropoda, Insecta, Lepidoptera, Nymphalidae. The transcript is spliced from 2 exons.
CGUAAGUAUUAUUCGACCUUACCUAUCUUUCGGAGGUCAAACAGUAUUGAUAACCGUUCUACAGCAUACACGCAUUGUCUUAAAUACAUUUCUCUAAAUAUGGCUUCUGUUAUUUCUCUAUAUGAAUUAUUAAACUAUAACAGGACUGGCUCGAUUCUGAUCGUGUGCUUAAAUAAGUUCUUAUUUGUGUUAACAGUCCAACGUAAUUAGAUCCGAGAGAUUUUCUAUUUGCGACAGAGUUGAAAUAAACAAUGAUUUGAUAUUAAUAUUAUUUUUAUCGUGUGUUUAGUUAAUGAUUGUUGUUUGUUGUUUGAUAAGUAACUUUAUUAUGGACAUCGAAGUCUUGAGGAGCGGUGCUGGUCAUUGUUGCUGUGCUCACAAAAAAAUAUUUUGCGUAAAAUGGAUAAGAACGCACCAAACAUAGCAGUGCUCGGUGCUGGUGUGGUUGGGACUACGGUUUCCAGGAUCCUGCAAGAAGAAUUAAGAAGUGCUGACAUAACUGUCAUAGCGGAUACGUUCAAGGAGGACACGGUUAGCACAGUCGCUGCCGGUAUUUUUAGACCGGGCACCAGUUUCCGUGGACCCCAAGCAGAGGUCACUAAGAAAUGGAUAAAAGACUCCUGGAACUAUUGGCAGGAGAUACUCAAAACUCCUGAAGCACCUGCAGCUGGUCUCAUGACUCUAUCAUCCUACAUAUUCUCUAAGGAAAAUUAUCAUACAACCAGAAAUCAUCUCAUCGAGGAUCUCGUGCCCGUGUAUAGAGCGGUAGACGAUGACGAAUUGAAAAUCUGCGGAGAUGGUUGGAAAUACGGUUCCUAUUAUUCUACGUUAAAAAUAGAAUGUAGUAGAUAUUUGCCCUGGGCGGAGCAGAUGUUCAUAGAGAAGGGAGGAAAAAUCAUUACUCAGAAAAUCGAGGCUUUCUCUUCUCUAUCUAAAUAUGAUUUGGUCUUUAACUGCACCGGCUUGGGGGCGAAAACUUUGUGUCAGGAUAACGACCUGGUGUCUAUACGAGGACAAGUGAUAAAAGUGAGAGCGCCCUGGCUGAAGAUGGCCUUCUACGGAGAUUACGACACCUACGUGAUCCCUGGACUGGACGGGGUCGCGACCUUAGGAGGCGUGCGGCAGUAUGACAGCUACAACAGACAAGUGUGUAAGCACGACGCUGCUGCGAUAAUGGAACGGUGCUGCGACCUCCUGCCCGCUCUGAAGAAGGCUGAUGUGGUGUGUCAUAGAGUGGGGCUUCGACCGCACAGAGUACCGGUCAGAGUGGAGCCCGAGCUCGUGGACGGCGUGAGAGUCGUCCACUGCUACGGUCACGGAGGCUACGGUGUAAUGACCGCCCCGGGCACCGCCAUCGACGCUGUACACAAAGGACUCGAUCUUUUAAAAAGUAACGUUAGAAGCAAAAUAUAAAUAAAAACAAAUUUAUCUUCUAAUCCAUAUCGGUUAUUUGUUAACUUUUUUGCUGACUUAUGAAACGUCACAAUUAUUUAUAUGACCAAUUAAAAAAAUUAUAACUAUGUCUAUAACAUAACAAUGAAAAGUCAGAUGAGUCGUACCAACAGUCCCUACCUACAGGUCUGAAGUAACUAUGUUGUCACUUUUUCAUAAAAGGUAACAUUACUAUUACAGUCGUGUUACAAAUAAGACAGAACGCUUUAAAGUAAACUUUAUAAUAUUGCGCAAUACUUAUAUAAUAAGGUUGGGGUCUAAAAGUACUAAGAAUUUUAGAUCUUCGGAUGCCUCACCUGUAUCCGUAUCUCAAGGCUUUCGGAUGCCUCAUCUGUAUGACUAAAUAGAAACCACUGUUAGCUAUGAACCAUGAUCUAUAAUAAAAGAUUGAAAUUAAAGAUGAUUAAAUAUCGUCUGAUAAUAAACUUGAAAUCAAAUAAGUAUUGCUUGCAGUCACAUUUGUACAAAUAUUUAAACUAAUGAUUUAUUUAAGACAUUUGUAAUUAAUGACGUUGAAGGAUAAAGGGUAGUACUAAAUAAUAGAUACGACAUAUUGUAUAGUUAAUAGUACACUAAAGUAAGUGAUUCUUAUGUUCGUUCUAUAAAUGGAAAAUUAUUUUGAAUUUCGCUAUGGACAAGCUAAACAAGCAGUGUGUUGAUCAAAUUUUUAUUUCAUGAUUAAUUAAAAAAACAAAGACUAAUAAAAACGUCAUAUAUUUUUCCAAACAUUGAGAUGAAGUAAAUUUAGGAAUCACGGCUUCGAAUACAUACGAAGUAAAGGAACCACAAUUCCUAUAAUGAAAUAUCUAGUCUUAGUCUUUUCAUUAUAUAAUGGUUUUUUGUUGUUGUUAUACAGAUUGUAAAUACGUUCAUCUGUCCUGUGGAACAACUUCUAAUGUCAAAAAUAUUUCUAUUUUUAACACUGGCAACACUGGCCGUAUUUGCGUCUAUAUUUUUUUACUUGACGUUUCUGAAUAUCUUCCAUGAUCAAUGUAACUUUUUUCAAGCUACUUUCUGGAUUCCUAUUUAGCAUAUUUUCAAAAUAAAAUCCCCGUUUAUUCGUAUUUCUUAAUUUUUAAUAUAACAAGUUUCGUAUGAAUCCGGACGAGAAGUGAUGAACCAAAAGCUAUAAGCAAAAAAAUUAUCAGAUUAUUUAUAGUGUUCUCUCUACUAUAGCACACAGACAAACAAUAAUAUUCAGACGUCUAUCUUUUAAUGAUUAUCCUUUAUCCUUAAUUGUCAGCAUGACGUCAUUCACGUUAAUUUAUAUAAUUUAAAUAAAGAAGCGUCUUCCUUCUUUUGCAAGCUUAGGAAUGUUUGUAAUUGUCGUAUUAUUACGUCAUUACGUCAACAAUAAACUAUUGCUUUUGAUAA